UCGCGGGCGCUGCCAGUCUCGGGCGGCGGCGGCUAAUGAGCGGGCGGCCUGCUGGGCGGGCAGAGGAGCGAGCGGCGCGCGGUUGAGGCGGAGAGAGAACGAGCCGACCAGCCACCGCGGUGACAGGUCCCGGCUCCGGCCUCGGCCGGCAGCCCCCGGCACGCUGGACCGGGGUCGCCUGGAGCAGGCGGCGGGACCCGCGGAGAGCGAGCCGGGCGGCGCGUGAGCAGCAGCCGCCGCCGCCGGCGAGAGACAAACUUCGUCUUCCGGGGCCCGGGCGGCGGGAGAAGUCGAGCCGCGGUGAGCCGGGCGCCGGGAUGCCGCGUGCGCGAUGCAGCGUCGCUCACCUGGUGGGCCCGUGGAGGGGUUUCUACUGAGAAAUAUAAAAGAAAAUGACUACUGAUGAAGGUGCCAAGAACAAUGGAGAAAACCCAGCAGCAGCUGUUGCUGAACGGGGAGAGGAUAUUACCUACAAAAAAGAUAGAGGAGUAUUAAAGAUUAUCAAAAGAGAGGGAAAUAGUGAGGAAACACCAAUGAUUGGAGACAAAGUUUAUGUCCAUUACAAAGGAAAACUGUCAAAUGGAAAGAAGUUUGACUCCAGUCAUGAUAGAAAUGAACCAUUUAUCUUUAGUCUUGGCAAAGGUCAAGUUAUCAAGGCCUGGGAUAUUGGGGUGGCUACCAUGAAGAAAGGAGAGAUCUGCCAUUUACUGUGCAAACCAGAAUAUGCCUAUGGCUCAGCUGGCAGUCUCCCCAAAAUUCCCUCGAAUGCAACUCUCUUUUUUGAGGUUGAGCUCCUUGAGUUCAAAGGAGAGGAUUUAUUUGAAGAUGGAGGCAUUAUCCGAAGAAUCAAACAGAAAGGAGAAGGAUAUUCAAACCCAAAUGAAGGAGCAACAGUAGAAAGCAGCUUUGCUGACUGUUCCAUCCCUUCUGCCUCAGUCCACCUGGAAGGCUGCUGUGAUGGAAGGAUGUUUGAUUGCAGAGAUGUGGUAUUCAUUGUCGGCGAAGGAGAAGACCAUGACAUUCCAAUUGGAAUUGACAAAGCCCUGGAGAAAAUGCAGCGGGAAGAACAAUGUAUUUUAUAUCUUGGACCACGAUACGGUUUUGCAGAGGCAGGGAAGCCUAAAUUUGGCAUUGAGCCUAAUGCUGAGCUUAUAUAUGAAGUUACACUUAAGAGCUUCGAAAAGGCGAAAGAAUCCUGGGAAAUGGAUACCAAAGAAAAAUUGGAGCAGGCUGCCAUCGUCAAAGAAAAGGGAACUGUGUACUUCAAGGGAGGCAAGUACAUGCAGGCAGUGAUUCAGUAUGGGAAGAUAGUAUCCUGGUUAGAGAUGGAAUAUGGCUUAUCAGAAAAGGAAUCAAAAGCGUCUGAAUCCUUUCUGCUUGCUGCCUUCCUGAACCUGGCCAUGUGCUACCUGAAGCUGCGAGAGUACUCCAAAGCCGUUGAAUGCUGUGAUAAGGCCCUUGGACUGGACAGUGCCAGUGAAAAGGGCUUGUACAGGAGAGGUGAAGCCCAGCUGCUCAUGAAUGAGUUUGAGUCAGCCAAGGACGACUUCGAGAAAGUGUUGGAAGUAAACCCCCAGAAUAAGGCCGCAAGACUGCAGAUCUCCAUGUGCCAGAAAAAGGCUAAGGAGCACAAUGAGCGGGACCGCAGGAUAUACGCCAACAUGUUCAAGAAGUUUGCAGAGCAGGAUGCAAAGGAGGAGGCCAGUAAAGCAGGAGGCAAGAAGACUUUAGAAGGUGUCACCAGUGAAAAAGAAAGAGGAAGUCCAGCAAUGGAAGAGAAAGCUGAAGGCCUUGUAUGACAUCAGGCAAAGGAGGGAAGAGCCCUGAUGAACUUGGCCCCCUCCUCCCUGGGCUUUCACCCAACUCAGGACUAAACAGUGUUCAGUGUAAAGUUUGUUAUAGUCUGUGUGAUUCUGGAAGCCAAUGGCAAAACCAGUAGCUUCCCAAAAAACAGCCACUGUGCUGCUGCCCAGUGCUCUCAUUGCGGGGCUGGUGUGGGACCCCUCCAGGUGGACCAAAACAGAAAUGACUGUUGGUGUGGGGAGACCCAACCAACAGCGUAAGUCCAGCUCAUUUCAGUUUAUGUCAACUUUCAAUAUCCAGUUCAGGUCCCUUGAGAUAAUCCUAACAAUUUGGGGCUGUAUGUUAGGUUUUACAUUUGACCGAACUUUAAUAGCACUGCACAAAAUUUUAAACAAACACUUAAUGAAUUUCUCCUUUCCCACAGUUGGGUGAGGGAGAGGAGCACAAGGUUUUGUUUUUUUUUAAAUGACUGAAGUGCUGCGAAUGCAACCUGUUGAAUUUUUAACCAACCGAACCCAUGGUGGAGGGGUCUGGGGUCCCCUCAGGUCCACAGCAGUGUAGUCAGUCUUGAAAGCCAGAACCUCAGAAGCCACCACUUGCUCCCUUAGCCCCAUGAUUCCUUCCCUUAGUAAGCCAGCCCCCUUGGGAGAGGGGGUCUCUACCAAACACGCCUCGCUCUGAAGGAGGAAUUCUGUCGUAAUUCAAACACUCUUCAUCGAUGAUAAUGAGCAGACGGAGUUCCUGGAUUAGCUUUCCCUGUUUUGGAUGAAGUUCUGAGAUGCUGGAAUGUGAAAAGAACAAUCAGAAUUGUGCUUUUCCCCUUCUGUGUUCCUUUUAGGAAAUAAUAUUGAGUACGCCCUGCCUGCUAGCAUUGCUACUGUUCAGUUUCUUACUUCCAUUCUAACCGUUGCUAUAAAGAAUUUAAGACUUGUUCUUAUAUCUUAGACCUGGAGUGGAUCUAUUUACAUAUCCAUGCAGCUUUUUUUGUUGUCUUUUUAAAAUUACUGUCUCAUAAACAUAUGUAUACUGGUUUAUGGAAUAUUAUUUACACUCCUCUAUCAUGCAAAAGUUUUUUUUGACUUUUUACUUCUAAGUAGCUUAAUUUUUAACAAAAUCUGUGGGGUUGAAAUAUAAGUUGCUCUUCUACACUAAGGGUUUUCCUUGCAGGUUUGACACACAGUAAUUUUCUUUUCUAACUGAUAGCCUCUUUGUUCUGGUGUGAAUUGUGAAAAAGAAUUGAAAACAGCCUCCCACACAGUUAGACCUAAUCUAAAAUCUCCAGUACUUGGGCAUUGAAUUAGGGCAAGUCUUAAAUAUGUACAUGUGAUUGAAUCUUAGUCCUUAUGGGUAAAUGAAAUUAAAUACAGCUUUCUAUUCCCACAGCCUAAGAAACACUCAUGGGACUGUGCUGGUGACCCAAGGAAACAUUCACACCAACCUGGAACAUCUCACUUGUUAAACCCUAAAGAACACUGGCAAUUGUAUUUUAGAUUAGUUUUUAUCUUUAUGGUGGUUUUAACAAACCCCUUCAUUGUUAGGUUAGGACCCACAUUAAAACCUAAAAAUAAAAUCAUUUCCUUUUAUACCAGUUUUCUUCUCCAUUGAACAAACUGAAUUAAAUUGUAAUUUUCUCCUUUAAUAAUAACUAAAAUCCUUUAAUUUCCCAUUUACACUUUUGUGUCUUUUCAUAUUUCUUUUAAAACCCCAAUCUCACCUAAGAAAUAUGAAAAGCAAAAGCUUAUUUUGCUUAUUUGCUUAACUGUUUAGUAUUUGUAGCUCUGUUGACUAGAGCAUGACGCCAGUGAGGCCAAGUUUGAGAUUUGAUCCUAAAAAGGUCAGUUAGAGCUUUCUGCAGAUAAUGAACAAAAAAAAUCUUCCAAAAAUUAGAUUAUCGUGUCUCCUAAGUGUGUGUUAUGGGUCAUAGGGGGGAGGGGGGAGGGCAAGAGUGUGUGGAAUGUGUGGAGGAAAGGGUGUGUGAGUGGUUCUGAGCAAUGAUUGAGGUGCCCAUCACCACUCAAGAAAAAGAAACUUCACAUAUUCUUGUAUCAAAUUCAGUAAUCUUAACAGUUUGUCUAGAAAUCAUCAGAUGUAUCUUGUAGACCACAUAUGGAGUGGAGAGGGAACAUACGGUGAAUUAAAACAAAAAUUUUUUUAAUCAUUCAGGUACACUUUUUUGUGUGUUCCUUAAAUAAACUCAAAAAGACUGAUUUUUCCAUUA
Manis pentadactyla (Chinese pangolin) is the source of this 4021-nucleotide messenger RNA. Its product is annotated as peptidyl-prolyl cis-trans isomerase FKBP5-like. The coding region runs from base 393 to 1799 and encodes 468 amino acids. The record is from RefSeq and is a predicted model, not a curated record. Gene Ontology annotation, molecular function: protein binding; peptidyl-prolyl cis-trans isomerase activity. The transcript has 12 exons. Lineage: Eukaryota; Metazoa; Chordata; Mammalia; Pholidota; Manidae.